Messenger RNA from Mugil cephalus (flathead mullet), 9948 nucleotides. RefSeq names its product glutamate receptor, ionotropic, N-methyl D-aspartate 2B, genome duplicate b (gene grin2bb). NCBI's taxonomy places the organism in Eukaryota, Metazoa, Chordata, Actinopteri, Mugiliformes, Mugilidae. The record is from RefSeq and is a predicted model, not a curated record. The coding region runs from base 1482 to 6767 and encodes 1761 amino acids. Gene Ontology annotation, molecular function: NMDA glutamate receptor activity; transmitter-gated monoatomic ion channel activity involved in regulation of postsynaptic membrane potential. Gene Ontology annotation, cellular component: plasma membrane; postsynaptic density membrane; postsynaptic membrane. The transcript has 17 exons. Gene Ontology annotation, biological process: excitatory postsynaptic potential; long-term synaptic potentiation; monoatomic ion transport.
UCUGAAAUAAAUGAUACUCUCUUCACAUCAUUUAUUGAGCUGAGUGUAUCCUAUUUAAUGCUUGAUUUGUGCUUGUUUUUACCCUGCUAGUCUAUCAGCAGCCAUUUGUUCUUUUGCUGGUCCUUCCCAUCCCACACAGACACACACAAGACUGAAUGUUUUUCAGCAAUGCAAUCCUGUGCUUCACUUCCUCUUCUAUCCAAAUCUGAUCAUUUUCCUCCUGUCCUAAGUCCCUGUCCACUUGUCUUCAUUCUCUAUCAAACAUAAGAGAGACCGAUUACCAUUAGCUGAAUGUUGACCAGUAAUGCCUUGCUGCUGUGUGAUUUGAGGUUGAACAGAACAUGUGCAGGUUGUAGAUGGAGACAGACUGAUAGACAGAUAAAACUAGUUCGAACUUAACAUCCCAUUACAUCGCUUUCUGUUUUACCUCUGUCACACUUUCCUCCUUUUUCUGUUUUUCUUUGAAGCUUUGUCUCAUAUUCUCACUGCAUUGUCACUGCUGCUCUUUUCUCAAUUAGCCUCUUUACAUACGGACAUCUUCCUGAAAUUGCCUGUGCACUAAAGCAUAAGGUGAAAAAUUAUGUCUGGUAGCGUAGGCCCAAACCAGCUACUUUAGUCUCAUCGCCCACCUCCUUCUUGUGGACAGAUAAAGAGGCUUAAUCAGUCCCUCUUUCUUCAGUGAGUGGGAUGUCGUCAUGAAGGAAUAUGAAGCACCACUCUUUUUGCUCUGUCUUUGCUUUUGUGUCUCAACUCUGCUCCUCUGUAAAACAUCUCCACUACAGUCUAGAAAUUAUGUGUUACAGAAAAGAGUUAAUUAGAAAGUGCAGUAAGAGACAGAGAGGAAACGAGGAGGCAGUUUCUUUUAAGCCAGGGCCGCCAGCGAGGACUGUAGCCUCAACAGACUAAGAAGAGAAAAGCUAAGAGCGGGCUGGCAAGCUGAUGAUCAUGACUGGCUAAAUUAAGCAAAGGCAUAGAGUGAAAGAAAGAAGAAGAAGGAAGGCAAGCAAGGAGGGAAGAAGAAGAAGAGUAGGCACACACACACUGCUGCCCAUCUCCUCAUCUCCAAGGCAACAGUAUUCCCAUACUUGCAGACUUCUAGAAGGAGACAUCGGCAAACUGUAUCAAGUGUUUUAGAUGAAGGGAAGAGACACUCGGAUGGAAAAAGGCGAUUGAAAGAACAUCCCCUUCACCCCUCCAUUCAUCAUCUUUCAGUUUCUCUUAUUACAUGCAGUGCUGACAUAUUGAGUACAUUCAAAAGCAGUCUUAGUCUUUUUAACAGCCACCUCUAACCACAGUGACAUUUGCCCCCCUCCAUCAUCGCCUUACCUACUCAUCCCUCUACCUGGUGACCCCUAUUCAGCCUUCUGCGUGUGACUUUGUCUGUCUACAUCCCUUCAUCCGAGGCUAUGAGAGGAGGAUCUGAAUCUCAGAGCACUCCAUCAUGCCAGUUCUGAAGAGUAGAGAAGAGAUCCGGGCUGGCCAUGUUAAAGGGACGGCAUUUAUACUCCUCCACAAUGCUUGUCAGCCUCCACUCUGGUCCCUCCCAUCUUCAGGACAAGCGCUUAGUUUCCCCCUCCUCCUCCCUUUGUCAUCCCUCUACUCCUCCAGACCAGUCAUUGCAUCAUCCUUAUCUUCAGCCUCGGCUGACCCUACCUUUCCUCUCUUUAUCCUUUUUUCUACUUCUCCUCUCCAUUGUCCUCUUGCCUGUCUGCGAGUCCCGCAGGGGUGGAGGUUCAGGAACAGGGCCUGGAGGAUCUCCUGGGGGACAGGGAGGCCAAAGAGGAGGCAGCACUCAGAGGGGCGUUGCCAUCCCCCCUUAUUACUCUCCUGGCCCCCCAGCCUUACCCCCUAUCAAUCCCAAACUGAUCAACUCACUCAGCAUUGCUGUCAUCCUGGUGGGCAACUCUAGUGAAGUAGCCCUGGGGGCUGGACUUGAGAAGGAGGACUUUGUCCACAUCCCUUUUCCUCCCAAAGUUGAGGUGGUCACCAUGAACGAGACUGAUCCAAAGAGUAUUAUCAAUCGGAUUUGUACACAAAUGACAAGGAACUCACUGCAAGGUGUGGUGUUCGGUGACGACACAGACCAGGAGGCCAUCGCCCAGAUUCUGGACUUCAUCUCUGCCCAAACACAUAUCCCCAUCCUGGGCAUCAGAGGAGGGUCCGCCAUGGUCAUGGCUGCUACGGACGACCACUCGAUGUUUUUCCAGUUUGGCCCAUCCAUCGAGCAGCAGGCGUCUGUUAUGUUGAACAUUAUGGAGGAGUAUGACUGGUACAUUUUCUCCAUAGUCACCACAUACUACCCCGGUUACCAGGACUUUGUCAACAAGGUCCGCAGCACCAUCGAGAAUAGUUUUGUAGGCUGGGAGUUAGAAGAAGUCAUCUUACUGGACAUGUCAGUGGAUGAUGGCGAUUCCAAGAUCCAGAACCAGAUGAAGAAACUGCAAAGUCCUGUCAUUCUGCUCUACUGCACAAAAGAGGAAGCCACCACUAUUUUUGAGGUGGCCCACUCUGUAGGCCUCACGGGUUACGGCUACACCUGGAUCGUGCCCUCGCUGGUGGCCGGUGAUGCAGACCAUGUUCCUUCUGUCUUCCCAACAGGGCUUAUCUCGGUAUCAUAUGACGAAUGGGACUACAACAUUGAAGCCAGGGUACGUGAUGCAGUGGCUGUCAUUGCCACGGCAACCUCCACCAUGAUACUGGACCGGGGACCACACACCCUGCUGAAGUCAAGCUGCCUCGGGACACCUGACAAAAAGAACUCCAACACUGGUCACUCCAAGGAAAUACUGAAGUACCUUAUGAAUGUAACAUUUGAAGGUCGCAACUUGUCAUUUAGUGAAGAAGGCCACCAGAUGUUUCCCAAGUUGGUCAUCAUUCUUCUGGACAAAGAUAGACAGUGGGACAGGGUUGGCAAGUGGGAAAGAGGCUCAUUGACGAUGAGGUACCAUGUGUGGCCACGCUUUGAGCUAUACUCCACAGAAGAGGAACGGGAGGACCACCUGUCGAUUGUGACUCUAGAAGAGGCACCGUUUGUCAUUGUGGAGGAUGUGGACCCACUCAGUGGAACCUGCAUGAGGAACACCGUGCCAUGCCGCAAACAGCUCAAACUCAACAAUCAAACAGGAGAUUCAGGAAUUUACAUCAAACGUUGCUGUAAAGGUUUCUGUAUCGACAUCCUGAAGAAAAUCGCCAAGACAGUAAAGUUCACCUAUGACCUCUACCUGGUAACCAAUGGCAAGCACGGCAAGAAGGUUAAUGGCACAUGGAAUGGCAUGGUCGGAGAGGUGGUGUUGAAGAAUGCCCACAUGGCAGUGGGAUCACUCACCAUCAACGAGGAGAGAUCAGAGGUCAUUGACUUCUCUGUGCCGUUCAUUGAGACAGGGAUCAGUGUCAUGGUCUCCCGUAGUAACGGAACUGUGUCUCCUUCUGCCUUUCUAGAGCCCUUCAGUGCUGACGUCUGGGUGAUGAUGUUUGUAAUGCUGCUGAUCGUGUCGGCCGUGGCUGUAUUUGUGUUUGAGUACUUCAGCCCGGUGGGUUACAAUCGCUGUCUGGCAGAUGGACGAGAGCCUGGCGGUCCCUCUUUCACCAUCGGUAAGGCCAUCUGGCUGCUUUGGGGCUUGGUUUUCAACAACUCUGUCCCUGUACAGAAUCCCAAAGGCACCACCAGUAAGAUCAUGGUGUCAGUAUGGGCCUUCUUUGCUGUCAUCUUCCUGGCCUCCUACACUGCUAACCUGGCAGCCUUCAUGAUCCAAGAGGAGUAUGUCGACCAAGUGUCUGGACUGUCAGACAAAAAGUUCCAGAAGCCGAAUGAGUUCUCGCCGCCAUUCCGGUUUGGCACAGUGCCCAAUGGGAGUACAGAACGCAACAUCCGCAACAACUACAGAGACAUGCAUACCUACAUGACCAGCUUCCACCAGAAGAAUGUAGAUGAAGCCUUGUACAGUCUUAAGACUGGCAAACUGGAUGCCUUCAUCUAUGACGCUGCAGUGCUUAACUACAUGGCCGGCAGAGACGAGGGCUGCAAGCUUGUCACAAUCGGGAGUGGGAAAGUGUUUGCCUCCACUGGAUACGGCAUCGCCAUCCAGAAAGACUCCGGCUGGAAACGAGCUGUGGAUCUGGCCAUCCUAAUGCUCUUUGGAGAUGGUGAGAUGGAGGAGCUGGAGGCCUUGUGGUUGACAGGUAUCUGCCACAAUGAGAAGAACGAGGUGAUGAGCAGCCAGCUAGACGUGGACAACAUGGCGGGGGUUUUCUACAUGCUUGGGGCUGCCAUGGUUCUAUCAAUCCUCACCUUCAUCUGUGAACAUUUGUUCUACUGGCAGCUGCGUUUCUGCUUCAUGGGCGUGUGCUCCGGAAAGCCUGGGGUCACCUUCUCCAUUAGCAGAGGUAUCUACAGCUGCAUCCAUGGGGUUCAGAUCGAGGAAAACAAGUCAACCAUGGAUUCACCCUCGUCCACCAUCAAGAAAAACAUGAAUAACACCCACUCCAACAUCCUACGGUUGCUCCGCACUGCAAAGGACAUGACAGCAGUCCCAGGCAUUAACGGUUCUCCACACGCCGCCCUGGAGUACAGCCACAGUGGCCGAGAGUCAGCUGUCUAUGACAUCCAGGAGCACCGGCGCAGUCUGGUGGGCCACCCUGCAGAUUGCAAGUCUGCUCUGCCUUACAUGUCAGAGGACAACAUGUUCAGUGACUACAUCAACGAGGUGGAGAGGACUUUUGGCAAUGUUCCCCUGAAAGACAGCAACCUGUACCAGGACCAUUACCGGCACCACCACCCGGCCUCAGCUCUGGGUAUGUCUGGCCCCCCACCUAAUAGGCCACGUAGCUUAGGCAGCGCUAGCUCUUUGGAGGGGGGCAUGUUUGAUUGCGACAGUUUAGGGGGGGGUAUAGCGCCCAUCUUCACCACCCAGCCCCGGCCCUCCAUGACUCACAGGAAUACCAGUAAAUUUGACCUGAUCGCUGGCCACACCACUGCGGAUUCCAACCAGAGUGGGUUCAAGGGAAUGAAUAUAUACGGCAGGUUUUCUUUCAAAGGAGGUGCAUCCAGCACAGGGAUCAUUGGGGGGCACGACAGGUACUGUGGUGGGGGUGGGGCAGGCUCAGGGGGUGAUGAUGGGAACAUUCGCUCUGAUGUAUCUGAUAUCUCCACGCACACUGUCACCUAUGGCAACUUGGAAGGCAACAACAAGCGGCGUAAGCAGUACAGGGACAGCCUGAAAAAGAGGCCAGCCUCUGCCAAGUGCAGACGUGAGCAGGACGAGAUAGAGCUGAGUGGAUUCAGGAGGAGACCCCACCACCACACCGUCAAUCACCACUUCCCCCACGGGCCGCUGGCACACCGCACAGUCUCACCUCCCCUGGAGCGGAAGAGGGGAGGAGGAGGGGGUAACUCUUCACCUUACUUAUUCCGCAAAGACAAAGAGAACUUGAGGGAUUUCUAUGUGGACCAGUUCUGCUCCAAGGAGGGCAAGGCCAAGCAAGAGGGUGGAAGUGGAGGAAGCGGUGUGGGCGGUGGUAGCGGUGGUGGUAUCUGCAAAAGCAUAGUGCCUGUGGAAGACUUCCUCAAAGGUAAAGGAAAGAAACCAGAGUGUAAAGGUGCACUUGGUGCAGUGUCAGCAGGGCAGCAGGCCCAUACCUGCUGGGAAAAGGGAGUUUCUGGUUUAGGAGGGGGAGGCAUAGCAGGGGGUGACUGGGAGUGUCGUAACUGUCACAGUGUAUGCCACCAUAGUGGAGGUGUAGGAGGAGGCAGCACAUGUCCAGCUAGUGGAGUUGGGGGGAGCAGCAGUCGUCCCAACUCUGCUUCUUGCAAACGCUGUGAAUCUUGUAAGAUACAGUCAAGCAACCUUUACAACAUCAGCGAGGAUAACAAUAUGGUGUUCACUGCAGGGCAGACUAGUAUAGGACCCAGCCAAACACAAACUCAGGCACAGUGCAGAAAGCUUGGUCCAGGCGGGAGGGUGUUACGGAGGCAACACUCAUAUGACACAUUUGUGGACCUGCAGAGGGAGGGAUCAGGUCGCAUGGGAGGAGUUGGCGGGGGAAUUGGGGGGCAAUAUCUCCAGCCCAGAAGUGUGAGCUUGAAAGACAAAGACCGUUUCAUGGAGGGCCCCAGCCCUUAUGCUCACAUGUUUGAGAGGUACGUAGGUGAAAGAGAAUCUCCCAUGUUUGGAGGAAUAGGUGGGGAUAGGACAAAAGGAGGCUCCUCUUUCAGUUUGUUCCGUGGAGGUGAAGGUGGGUUGCAUCGGCGGUCAGUGGGGGAGAGAGACUUGAGGGACAGAGAUAGAGCUUUGACGGGAAGUGGGGGCUGUGGUGGUGGUAGCAGCAGCAGCAGAGGGGUCGGGACUUACUCCUUGUCUAAAUCUCUCUACCCAGAUAAGGUGAACCAGAACCCCUUCAUCCCAACCUUCGGCGACGACCAGUGUCUAUUACACGGUGACAAACCGUACUACAUCAAAAAAACACAGACACAGCAGCAGCAACUUCUCAACAACAACCGUGGAGGAGGGGAUUUCCGUGGCUCCAUGGGAGCAGCUUCCUAUUUGCCUGCAUCUGCCACAGCUGGGGUGAUGUCCAAUGUGGGCCCAAGGUUCCCCAAAGAGCUGUGUCUGGGUGGGGUGAGCGGGCCCAUGGGCAUCCAUCUCGGAGGCAACAAGCUGCUGUCUGGGGGCAGGGACACCUUAGGUUUGGGGCAGGGACAAAGACCCUUCAAUGGUGCCAGCAAUGGACACAUUUAUGAAAAGCUCUCUAGCAUUGAGUCAGAUGUCUGAAAGUGAAGACAGGAAGAAAGAGGGAGAGGGAAGAUAAAGUAGGUGAAGAAAAUGGUUGGAAGAUGAAAUAAGACAGAAAGCACAAGCUGAUGACUUUUCUGCAAGAAGAUAAUGCACAGAUUCAGUGUGUAUUGUCGUCUCUCCUGUAAAUGGAGAGAAUUUAGACAAUGCACAGAGGCCACUUCUGGCUAAGUCCAAUGGGAGUUUCUAAUGAGAACAGAAGAUUCCGGUGCUGCUUUGACACUCAGAGAAAGGUCUAAAGGGAAGGAAAGAGGGAGGGAGGGGAAAGGGUGAAAUAAUUCUCCAGUUUCUGCUCUCUUUACAUGCUCAUUGUCUUUCCCUGCUUUCUGCAGUUCACUAACACCAAAACAAAUGUUUUGUUUAGCAACAGAAAUACAAUCAUGAAUGAGAGAUCAACAGUUCAGUUAAAGUAACAGGGUAACUAAUAAUAAUUGUAAUGAUAAUGUUAAUACUAUUAUUGAAUAUUGAAUAUAUAUAUUGUUUAUAUAUUGUUUUACGCUUUUAUUUAUUUAAAUAGUUCAUGUUACAUAUCUGUAUGAUGUUACUUCCUUCUUAGCUUACCAAUAUUACAGGAGGUUGGUUGACAAGUACAAAACCUUUGGGGGAUUUCCUGUAAUUUGGACUCUUCUUUGCAAUUAAUUCUUCAUGUUUGAUUAUUAUUUUUUUUUAUACUUUUAUUACCUUUCUUACCUUGCUGUGAAGUGUAUGUGAAAGGCAUGAUUUGAUUUGCUAAGUACAUUGUAAGUACUUAGUCAUUAACAAAGGUCUUUUUUCAGCUGCAGAAGCAACAUCAUCAUACUGAUUUGCCGUUUUCCUCAGUUUGUUUCUUGGCAGUACCAAAUGGGUCUCACAUUUUGAGCUGGAUGUGCCUUAAAGAACUGAUACAAAUUUUGUCAUCUGUUGUGGACUGAUCCAGCUGCAAAUAAAUGAUCAAUUGGUUUGAGAGUGAAAGCACAGGUGGACAAGUCUAAAUGAGGAUAGAGUUUUAGCUUGUAAUACAAGCAAAUGAAGCUUAAAUGUUUGCAUUAAUCCCCAACUCAUAAAAGUACACAGUAUUGAACGUACGGCAUAAACUUUUUUUUUUUUUUUUUUAAAAAAAGCCUCCUCUUGAAGUAUUAACUUCACAGUUAAUCUAACUCCAAGCCAUUUCCUUUAAAUAAUUUACAGAGAAUCUCCACAAGCUUCAUCACUUCUCACCUCCAUGUAACAGAUGAGCCAGAGACCAACUUUCAUUAAAUACAGGUAAAUCGCAUUUGACGUCUGCUUGUUGCCCUCUUGGUGUUUAAUUGGGUCAGAUUAAAUUGGCUAUGACAGUUUUGCUGUUCAGGACCAGGAUGUAAUCUAAUACUUAGGAAAAUGUUCAGCUAUUCCUUUAGUUUCAGAGAAUCAACCCGUUUAUACACUCACUACUCACUCACUUCUUACAAUCACCAUUGCUCAAACUCAUAUUUUUCACUAAACAGACCAUGACUAAUAAGUUGAUGAUAUGCUAUAGCCUUGAUUUCUUCCUCCACUGCACCAUAAUCUGUUUCACACACUAAGAUUCUGAUGAUGGGAUGAAGUUGCUCUCAAGUCCAAGGUCUUGUGUGCAGUGUGUGAACUGCAGACUUAAGUGGAGAAAACAAAUGAAGAAGGACAAUGUGUUUAAAUAGCAGGUAUUGUAAAAAGCAAUGCCUUUGCUAUUGAUGGAAAAGGCAGCUCAUAUAUCCACAACAUCAGACGUAAUAUCUGUCUAAAACAUUGAAAAGAUAGAAACGUUAUUCUAUUCUGUUUCAUUUAUAGCUUGCUCUGUAACACACUGAGAUGAUGUAUCUAAAAUGCUGUCACUGCCAACAACACAGAGCAUCCAUUCGUUUCCAGUCACCUAAACUUGACUUUGAGUUGUUUUGCCAAAUUUUAACAUCUAAGCACAAUUUGACUGAAGGGAUCCAAUAUUUACAAUGUUGUUCAUCCCAGACAAAAGACAUUCCUUGUCUAGGUUGACAAGUCAGUAUGUAUGAUGUAGGAGGUUUCUAGUGUUUGUAAGGACUUGCAUGAAUACACUUAUUUUCUGUAUUUUCUGUUUUAAACUUUAACUUUUAGCCCAAAAAUGUGUGUUUUUGAACAAUAUUUGGAAUUUUCACUUUCACUGGUACAUCCAUGUAGUACUGUAAGUGUGUACGCGUGUUUGCUCGUUGCUUGUUUGUGCAAGAGAGGGCACCAACCUCAAGAAUGAAAAUUUUGGUUAUAUGCAGAUGACUAUGCCUAAAUUGAUUCUAAUCUUACAAUUGAAAACAGCUUUUAUCGUUAAUCUUCAUACAAAGAUUGGUUCUAAUGAUUUAGCAGAUGCUCUUUAAUGCGGCUGAAGUCUGAGUUUUACAUUGAUUAUCACGGAAAAAGCCUUUUUUUUUUUUUUUUUGCUUCACUUUCCCCUUAUAAAUAUCUCAGUAUAGUUCAUUGUUUCUGUUAUAGUAUGUGCCUCAAUACAUACGCUUGAUUACCUCUGGGUGUGCUCAUACAGACAGAGUGUGUGUGAGAUAACUGUUAAUUGUACUAUAAAACUGUAUGUAAGUACCUCACACUCAUGGACUUUUCAUAAAGAAAACUGUACAAAAAACAACUAUUUGGGAUAAAUCUCUGAUUCGUACACCCCCUUUGCAAAAUUGCUUUUGUAACAACUGAAGACCAUAUACAAUCAUUUAUUAUUACACAGACAGUGCACACACUUAAUGACUCCAUAUGUUUGUUCAGUUUUUGAUUUUGGUCAGCUGAAAGGGUUGUUUGUCUCAAGAGAGAAAUAGUAAAGCACUGUCAAUAAUCUGUACCAAGAAAGCACAAUAGAUUAUCUAUUGUAUUAGAUAACCUCUCUCUUUUUUUUCCUCCUGCCCCCUUUGGAGAAAAUCUUGAGUUUUUUUGUGUUUUGCUGCAUAACAUUGAAUAACUCCAUCCCUGAGCUGUACAGAUUGUGAAAAUGUAUAUACAAACAAAAAUCUACUUCACCCUUGCAUUUUUUGUAUGGAGAGAAAUUACUUGUGUGAAGAAAAUAUUUCAAUUUUGAAUAUUUAAUAAUAUUGAAAAUGAGAUUAAACACAGUCAAUGUGAAAUUAAGUGAUGAGAAAUAUUAUUCUUCUGUCUCUUUGGAAUAAAAGUGUUGAGUAUUAAUAAAAAAUAAGAAAUUUCA